AUGCCUGCUAGCGAAAGUUGUGGCACUACCUCAACAUCAACACCAACCAUUGAGCACAGAAAUGUGCUUAUCCCUAUCGACGCUAGUCACAACUGUGAAAGGGCAUUCUCAUGGUACCUGGAGAACUUGAAAACCGAAAAGGAUCUGAUUUUCUUUGUCCAUGUCAUCGAACCUGCUUAUUCUUCUCCUGCUGUUGGGUUAGCUAUUGAGUCACCUCCCAUUAUGAUUGAUGAUAUGACAAGAGUGAUGGAAGAAAGUGUUGUCAUAGGUAAGACGCUGGGACAAAAGUACAUGAAGAUGGCAAAGAGUGCCAAAUUGCCCUACAAAGCAUUCCUCCACAUUGACACCAAACCCGGUGCUGCUAUCGUGAGAUCUGCUACCGAUCAUAAAGCUCAUCUUAUCGUUAUCGGAUCCCGUGGACAUGGAGCGCUCAGGAGAACCUUCUUGGGUAGUGUUUCGGACUAUGUUGUUCACCACUCUCAUAUCCCGGUUGCUGUUAUUCCUCCAAUGCAUCCUGCACCUCAUGAACACAAAGAUCAUUGA
Messenger RNA from Rodentolepis nana, 543 nucleotides. NCBI's taxonomy places the organism in Eukaryota, Metazoa, Platyhelminthes, Cestoda, Cyclophyllidea, Hymenolepididae. The record is from the annotation of a GenBank genome assembly.